AUGCGUAUUAUCUGGCGCGCCUCGGCCGAUCCGGCCGUCUACGAAGAAGCCCGCGUGGGUCGCGUCUUCAACCACCGUCGCCCGCAACGAUAUCCCCUGGCAGUCGUCAAGGCUACUUGUGUAGACGACAUCGUGCGGGCAGUCAAGUUGGCCAAGGAGAAGAAUUGCCGCGUCGCUGUGCGCUCCGGGGGCCAUUCAUGGGCUGCUUGGAGUGUGCGUGAUGAGUCCAUUCUGAUCGAUUUGGGCGAUUACAAGCACCUGGAAGUGGAUGCGGAGAAGCGCAUGGCGCGAGCAUCACCCAGUACUACGGGGAAGGAGAUCAAUGGAAAGCUGAUCAAGGAGUACGGGUUGAUGUUCCCCGGGGGUCAUUGUCCAGAUGUUGGACUGGGGGGCUUUCUCCUGCAAGGAGGUAUGGGAUGGAACUGCCGGGGCUGGGGUUGGGCGUGCGAGAGAGUCAAGGCCGUCGAUGUGGUGACGGCAGAGGGGGAACUGCUGCACUGCAACGAGAAUCAAAACGAGGAUCUCUACUGGGCAGCUCGAGGUGCCGGUCCGGGCUUCCCAGGUGUGAUCACACAAUUCCACCUUGAGCUCGUCCCGUAUCCCAAACGCGGGUUUCGGUCGUCUGGGUACGUCUACCCCAUCAGCAAAUAUCAUGAAGCCUUCAGCUGGAUAGUCGCCAUCACUCCGGAUUUCGAUCGCGACACCGAAAUCGCCGUCGUGAGUAUGUAUCCUGAGGACAGCAAUGAGAUCUGCCUCUUCGUUCUCCUCGUGACUCUAAAACACACUCCGGAAGAGGCAGAAGCAGCCCUCAGUCCAGCCCAGCAGUCACGCCCAGCUGGCACAAUCGAGGAAUGGUUCUGCCGAGAGGACAGCCUGGAGAACCAAUACCUGAACCAAGGCAAGGCAAACCCAGAAGGCCACCGCUACUGCGCCGAGAAUGCCUACCUGCACAACGACGCAGACGUCCCCAGAGUCCUCGAGGAGGCGUUCACCACCUUGCCCCAUCGCAAGGCUUUUUCCCUGUGGUACGCGAUGAACCCUUGUAGCCGCCGCGACCUGCCGAGUAUGGCACUCAGCAUGCAAUCGGAUCACUACUUUGCGCUGUAUACGGUGUGGGAAGACGAGAAGGACGAUGCACGGUGCCAGGCGUGGGUGAAGAACGUGAUGAAGCAAGUCCAGCGGCAUUCGGUUGGGGCGUAUCUAGGGGAUUCAGAUUUCCAGGAACGACAGACCAGAUACUGGUCCGAGAGCAACGGGCGUCGACUGAUGGAUAUCCGCCGGAAGUGGGAUCCUACCGGCAGGAUCUGCGGAUAUUUAGAUAGGGGAGAUGUCUCGAGGACUAGGGGGUUGGAUAAUGUUCAUGAGUGGGAGACGGUGCCUUCGCAGCUAUAG
Messenger RNA from Aspergillus pseudoviridinutans, 1392 nucleotides. RefSeq names its product FAD-binding oxidoreductase. The record is from RefSeq and is a predicted model, not a curated record. The coding region runs from base 1 to 1392 and encodes 463 amino acids. Gene Ontology annotation, molecular function: FAD binding; oxidoreductase activity. NCBI's taxonomy places the organism in Eukaryota, Fungi, Ascomycota, Eurotiomycetes, Eurotiales, Aspergillaceae. The transcript has 3 exons.